CAAAUCUUAAAGUUAAAGGAUCAAAAUUGGUAUUUAACUUUUUUUUUUGUUAUUAGUUAAAAUUACAAAGGCACCCUUUCCCUCUUCCUUCUCUUCCAAAUCCGUCUCCCUCAAUGCCAAUGCUUUCCUCCCCCUUCUGCGGUACCGGUGCUCUUACUCUUUCCUUUCUCUUUCCCCCUCUCCCUCUGUUGUUCUCCUUCUCCCUUCUCUCAUGUCGCGAUAUUCAUCAGGCCAGCCUUGCUCUCGUUGCGCGAGGGCAGUGGCACGAGGAAACGCAGAUCUGGAUUUGCUCAUCGUCGCGAACCUAUAUAUGAUUCAUAUGAGUUCAGUCCCUUGGUUUUCCCUCAAAUAUUGUUGUUACAAGAGCAGUGCAGAUGUGGGUCGAUUAUUUUGCCAGAUAAGAGAAAAUAAUGUCUUAUACCCAGGUCUGAGUUAUUUUAUUGAAUAAAAUCUGCUCUUCCUU
Messenger RNA from Rubroshorea leprosula, 463 nucleotides. The record is from the annotation of a GenBank genome assembly. Lineage: Eukaryota; Viridiplantae; Streptophyta; Magnoliopsida; Malvales; Dipterocarpaceae.